AUGGCCACCGAGCCUGAGACGCCGCAUAUCCUCGGCCUCCAGGGCCAAAUGCAACUCCGCGUGGACAGCCAACUAACGUCGAUGAUCCGCAGGCUAGAAGCGGCCACCUCGCGCCUCGAAGACAUAGCAAGCUCUUCAUUUCCUUCGGCCGGCGAAUCAGAUACAGCAGCCGCGCCCGGACUGAUCGCCACAACCUCCUCGACAGCUGCCCCGGCCCUGUCUGCUGGCCCCCAUGCCGCCCCCGCAGUCGUCGCAGAGAGCGCUCCGCCCGCCAUUGAGGCCUUUGACGACCUGGUCAACAGCGAAUUGAAGACCUGGUUGGACUUGAGCCACCAGCUGGGCGACGUCAUCGAAGGCCAGUCCAAGGCGGUACAGCAGGCCUUCGCUGCCCAGCGACAAUUCCUCUUCAUUGCGAACAAGGCAAAGAAGCCAGACGACCGUACCAUGAUGGAGCUGCUCAAGGAUCUGCAGGCGAGCAUGGAGAAGACGGACGAGUUCCGCCAGAGCAAUCGCGAUCCGGCCCUCAAGGACCCGCUGUCCAUGGUCGCAGACGGUGUCGGAUCCCUGGGCUGGGUGACGAUUGGGGCGGGCGGCGGCAUGAAGCCCCAUGAGCACAUCAACGAGCUUGUAGGUGGCGCCCAGAUGUACGGCAACAAGGUGCUUAAGGAGCACCGAGACAAGCCCGAGGGCAAGGCAAACGUCGAAUGGGUGCAGGCAUACUACAAGCUCUUCAAAGCCCUCUCCGAGUACGCAAAGAAACACCACUUCGGCGGCGUAGCAUGGAAUCCCAAUGGCAUCGACGCAAAAGACGCCGCCAAAGACAUUGCCAGUGGCGCUUCCUCGAGCAUUCCAGCACCUCCAGCACCACCCGCAGGAGGUAUUCCUCCUCCACCAGGUCCUCCCCCGCCACCAGGCCCACCGCCGCCACCUGGCGCCGCACCAGCUGCAAAGAAGGCAGCGCCAGACAUGAAUGCCGUCUUUGGUGAGCUCAACAAGGGCGCCGACGUUACCAAGGGCCUGAAGAAGGUGGAUCCAAGCCAGAUGACCCAUAAGAACCCUUCUUUACGUGCUAGCGCCCCUGUUCCCACACGCAGCGAUAGCAGUGGUUCGCUACGGGGCAAGAGCCCAGCACCCGGCAAGAAGCCCAAACCAGAAGCAAUGCGGACUAAGAAGCCGCCGAAGAUGGAAUUGGACGGAAACAAGUGGAUAAUAGAUUCCUUUGAUUCUCCCUCAGAAAUGCUAGAAAUCCACGCCGAAAUCAACCACUCCAUCCUCAUCUCACGCUGCAAGAACACGACCCUCCGCAUCCACGGUAAAGCCAACGCGCUCUCGCUCGACAACUCGUCGCGUACCUCGCUCAUCAUCGACUCGCUCGUCUCUUCUGUCGACGUCAUCAAGUGCCCCAACUUUGCCCUCCAAGUCCUGGGCACGUUGCCCACCAUCCUACUGGACCAGGUGGACGGCGCAACCAUUUACCUGGGCAAAGAAAGCCAGGAAACAGAGGUCUUUACGAGUAAAUGCAGUAGCGUCAAUCUCAACUUGCCCCGUGACGAUGGGGAUUAUGGCGAGGAGGCGCUGCCAGAGCAGAUACGGAGUUUUAUUAGGGAUGGCCGGGUGGUUAGUGAGAUUGUGGAGCAUGCGGGGUAA
Plenodomus lingam JN3 is the source of this 1647-nucleotide messenger RNA. RefSeq lists its product as uncharacterized. Lineage: Eukaryota; Fungi; Ascomycota; Dothideomycetes; Pleosporales; Leptosphaeriaceae. Gene Ontology annotation, molecular function: actin binding; adenylate cyclase binding. Gene Ontology annotation, cellular component: cytoplasm. The record is from RefSeq and is a predicted model, not a curated record. Gene Ontology annotation, biological process: actin filament organization; cytoskeleton organization.